AUGAAUUCCGACAAUAAGGGCAAGAACAAAAGACCUGCUGACAAUGAGCCCGAUUCCGAGAAGUCAUCGGACGACAAAGGAUCCGACGACAAUGAUCCUAUUGAAGAUGCUACAAUCCUCAAGAGCACUACGGUCCUUCCUCAAACAACUCUAGAAGUGUCUACCAUGGCCUAUCCCCCACCAGGUUCUUUGACUCUAUUCACGGUCAAUCCCUUAUUGAACUCGGCCCCAUUCGAAUUCGCCUCAACCUCUGAUCUCCCUUAUGAGCUUCAGUUAUGGUGGCAACUAUACCACCAUCGUCACGUCACCGUUAAAGACACAGAUCUCUGGGCUAUGGUCACUCUCAUCAGCCAACAAACCAAGUCCAACCUUUAUGAACUGGUCAAGAAGGUACUCAAUCAUUCUAUUAACUAUGUAGAGCUUAUUAUUGGACCUGGAGCCUCGAAAUUCUUUCUCAUCCGCUUCAAAGGCACUCGGGCUAAGGAACUUCUUCAAAAAGAUAACCGUCACGAUCGAGGUGUCUUUGUUUCUUUCUUAGGGUCUCACAAACCUACUUCUUUACUCAUCUUCGACUUAGAACCGAUUGCACCUACUACUCCUACUAUGUCAAGCUUAUUAGUGACUAUGCAUGGUCUCCCUUUCCCUUUACACACUCAUCAAAUAUGUGAUACGGUCUGGGGUUCAAUUGCUGCAGUUACGAAAAAUCACCCUCUUAAACUCACUGGUGUUCGAGAGCUCAGCAAGAAGCCUAUCUUUGCUCAUGGAGGUGGACGUGUCUUCGAGAUCCACUUCGAACAAGCCAUGGCUGUUAAAUGGCUCAAGUUGUUAUCUCGACCCAACAAGUACAUUGACAUGUUUGGUUGGGAUUCAAAAGGAGCUGAGACUGAUGAACGAUACAACCUUCAAAUCAGAUUCAUUCCUACCUGCUCUCAAUGUGGCACAAGCUCAUAUGAUGGAGCUCAUCUCCUGGCCUGUCCCUUUGUCAAGAUACGUGAUUUGAUCAGCAAAGCCCUCGGACGUGACUUAGGACCUCGUCAAAAGCCUCUUUUGUUUGAUGACACUGAAACUACUACACCAGUCGCAUCAACUUCAACCUCAACCUCUACCAACAAACCUGUUAGGAAGAUUGGUAACUUUACUGUUAGAGACUGA
Molecule: messenger RNA, 1152 nt
Organism: Melampsora larici-populina 98AG31
Lineage: Eukaryota; Fungi; Basidiomycota; Pucciniomycetes; Pucciniales; Melampsoraceae
Exons: 3
Coding region: 1-1152 (383 amino acids)
Source: RefSeq, a predicted model, not a curated record